Triticum aestivum (bread wheat) is the source of this 3050-nucleotide messenger RNA. Its product is annotated as putative disease resistance protein RGA4. Gene Ontology annotation, biological process: defense response to other organism. The transcript has a single exon. The record is from RefSeq and is a predicted model, not a curated record. Gene Ontology annotation, molecular function: ADP binding. Bases 1 to 3036 code for a protein of 1011 amino acids. Lineage: Eukaryota; Viridiplantae; Streptophyta; Magnoliopsida; Poales; Poaceae.
AUGGCGGCCAUACUUGAAACUUUGCUUAAAUCAAGUGUCAAUAAGUUGCAAGAUGUCAUCAUGGAUGAGGCUAUACUAAUCCUAGGGGUGGAAGAAGAGCUCACAAAACUGCUGCGGCGAGUGGAACUAAUUCAGUGUUGUAUAUAUGAUGCUGAGGAAAGGAGAACAAAAGAGCAAGCAAUAAACAAUUGGCUUGGUCAACUGAGAGAUGUUAUAUAUGAUGUUGAUGAAAUCUUGGAUGUGGCUAGAUGUAAAGGAAGCAAGCUACUUGCUGAACACCCUUCACCAUCAUCACGCAAAUCAGUUGCAUGUAAAGGCCUUUCAGUUUCCUCUUGUUUUUGCAACAUAGUGCCACGCCGUGAUGUUGCUGUUCGAAUUAGAAGCCUGCACAAAAAGAUUGAGAACAUUGCAAAUGACAAGAUAUUUUCGACUUUCAAUAGUAGUACACGACCUACUCGAAAUGGUCCAACAUCCAAACUGAUAAGAAGUUCCAAUCUUGUUGAGCCCAACCUUGUGGGGAAGGAGAUCAUACAUUCUAGCAGGAAGUUGGUGGACUUAGUGCUUGCACACAAGGAAUACAAGUCUUACAAGCUCGGUAUCGUUGGAACUGGAGGAGUUGGUAAGACAACACUAGCUCAAAAAAUAAAAGGAAGCUUCAAGAUACAUGCAUGGAUUUCUGUUUCACAAGACUACAAUGAAGUAACUCUUCUUAAGGAGGUUCUCCGGAAUAUUGGUGUGCAUCAUGAGCAAGGUGAAACCAUAGCAGAGCUCCAGAGGAAGCUUGCAGAAACAAUUGAAGGGAAGAGUCUCUUUCUGGUUCUAGAUGAUGUGUGGCAUUUCAAUGUAUGGACGGAUUUACUGAGACCUGCAUUUCACGAAACAAGUGUCGGAAUAAUAUUGGUAACCACACGAGAUUAUCAAAUUACAAAGAGAAUAGGUGUAGACCAUACCCAUCAAGUUGAUCUCAUGGCAGUAGAAGUGGGAUGGGAGCUACUUUGGAAGAGCAUGAACAUCGAGGAAGAAAAGGAAAUGCAGAAUUUAAGAAAAACAGGGAUUGAGAUUGUUCAUAAAUGUGGCCGCCUUCCUCUUGCAAUCAAGGUUACCGCUAGUGCUUUGUCAAGCAGAGAACUAACAGAAAAUGAAUGGAAAAGGUAUUUGAGCAGAUUUAUUGGCUCUCAGAGCAUCCUCUUGGAUGAAACAGAAGAAGCUUUGUAUCUAAGCUAUGAUGAGUUACCACAUCGUUUGAAGCAGUGUUUCCUUUAUUGUGCUUUGUAUGUUGAAGAUUCAGUCAUUGAACGUGAUGAAGUUACCUGGUUAUGGAUUGUUGAAGGCUUCAUCGAGGAGCAGCAUGGCCAACUACUAGAAGACAUAGCAGCUGAGUACUACCACCAGCUAAUACAUCGAAAUCUCCUCCAGCCAGAUAUUAUGAGUUUUGACCAGGCUAAAUGCAAAAUGCAUGACCUCUUAAGACAGCUUGCUUGUAAUAUAUCAAGAGAAGAAUGUUUUGUUGGAGAUGUUGAAUCAUUAAGGGGUGAGAAUAUGUCAAAACUGCGACGUGUUACUGCUGUUAUUAAGAAGGAUAUGUUGGUGUUACCUAGAGUGGAUAAGGUGGAUGUUAAGGUGAGGACUUUCCUAACUAUUGAGGGUGCAACGAGAAUUGAGGAUACAUUGUUCAAGAAAUUCCUGCUUCUUCGUGUUUUGGUACUGAAUUAUUCACGUGUGCAAAGCAUCCCAGACUAUAUAGGAAAAUUGAUACAUCUACGCCUACUUAAUCUAGAUUAUACUGGCAUAUCUUGCCUUCCGGAAUCCAUUGGCUCCCUGAAGAACCUUCAAGUACUGAGCUUGAGAUGGUGUGAUGAUCUGCACAGUCUUCCUUUGUCAAUGACCCUGUUGUGCAGUUUAAGAUGUCUUAAUCUUUUAGGCACAAAAAUAAAUCAGGUUCCCAAAGGGAUAGGGAAACUGAAGUUCCUCACUUGUUUAGAAGAUUAUCCUGUUGGUGAUCGAAGUGAUAAUGCUCUUGUACAAGAUGGAUGGAAGUUGGAAGAGUUGUGUUCUUUGUCGCGAAUGAGAUUUCUUGCUCUUGUUAAAUUGGAAAGAUCGGUUGACUGUAGUAUAAAUGCAGUGCUGACGGACAAAAAGCAUCUAAAAACUCUAAUACUAGAGUGGACUGAAAGUGGAGAGGGGUCAUAUUCUGAAGAAAAUGUUAGCAAUGUUGAGAAGGUCUUUGAGAAGCUAAUACCUCCAAGCAACUUGGAAGACCUAUGUAUUUUACAAUUCUUUGGUCAGCGGUAUCCCACUUGGUUUGGUACCACCUAUUUGUCUUCAUUAAUGUCCUUGAUCCUCAAAGAUGUACGAUCAUGUGUGCAUCUUCCACCGGUCUGGCAGCUACCAAACUUGAAAUAUCUGAGAAUUGAAGGAGCACAUGCUGUUACCAAGGUUGGACCUAAAUUUGUUGGCUGCAAGAAGGGUGAUCCUGUAUGUAAUGGGUUUGUUGCUUUCCCUAAACUUGAAUUGUUGAUCUUCUUAGAUAUGCCCAACUGGGAGGUGUGGUCUUUUUUUGAGGAAGAAGCCGCUGCUCCUGAUGUAAGGGGAGAGGAUGAAGCUGUUGAGAUUCAAAAGGAGGAUGCCCAAUCUGCAAGGUUGCAACUGCUGCCUUAUUUGGUGAAGUUGCAACUCAUAGGUUGCCCGCAGCUGAGGGCUCUGCCGCCCCAGCUUGAAGAGGACACCGUCAGCUUGAAGAAGAUCCUUUUAAUUGGAAUAAACAACUUGAAGGCCGUGGAGGACUUUCCACAGCUUUCUGAGCUCCUUGCUAUAAAGGAUUGUGAAGGCCUGGAGAGGAUCUGCAACCUCGCUCAAGUGUCAGAAUUGCAAGUAGGUGGUUGUCCAAACUUAAGCCAUGUAGAGGGGUUGGCCAAUCUGCAGGAGCUGGGGCUGGGCGAGGAUAUGCAAGAGAUUUCUUCCCACUGUGUGCCUGGGCUUCAAGAACAGCACCAACGAAUUCAUGGUGAAGACUUAGAUGUCUACACAGUUGUCUAGUAGUUAGAUGGCUC